AUGGCCUCGCUAGAGGAGAAGGAGGCGCUUUUUAAACGACUUCAGAUACUUGGUAGUGAUGAUGAGUUCGAUGCAGAAGAAUAUCAUGAAAGGCAACAAUGUCGCAAAUUCUUUGCACCCAAACCAAAACCACAAUCAAUUGCUAACCCUCAAGCAAAAGAAGCCCCUGUGCUGGACCUCGUCAGUGAUGAUUCACAACAGUCAAGAGUGACGCCUAGGAGAGUAACCUCGGCUCCGACCCCAGCACCCGCUCAAGGGGCAAAGAUAAUCAAGGGAACACCAAUGACAGCUAUGGGUCAGAAGAGCAAACCCGGCACACUCUUGAACCAUCGCAGUGAUGGAGCUAUUCUGGUUGAUGAUACACCUAUACCGGAUACUGCUCGCCAGACGCAAAGGACUCUAUCUAGAAGUGAUUCUUCACCCCUCCUUGUUACCGGGAGAAAUCUCGGCCAAGUGGUCGGUCAGUCUCCUUCACCAAGCUUAACAACGAAGAAAAGAAAGCGCGAGCCUGUGCUCAAACCCCGGCCAGAGAGCGAGCAAAUCUUGAAGGGUAUUACUUUCUUUUACGUUCCCGAUGAUGAUAUCGCGCCGGUUCGAAGGUUACGCAUCACGAGGGCGCGCGAAUACGGUGCGACAUGGGUGCGAGCGCCGCGCAUUGCGACUCACAUUGUGGUGGAGAAGCAUAUCAAGUACAAAGAAUUGGACGGUAUUUUGAAGAGAACCAACAGGAAUCUCCCACCCAUAGUGGUCAAUGAUGAAUAUUUCAUUGACUGCGUCCAAUUCAAGACCAUCCUUCAAAACAACCAAAAAAAGUACCAUCUUAUAGGCCAGCCUGUGACCACUGAAAACGAGUCUUCAGUUAUCCCACGCAGUCCCCUUGAUUCGAUGAAUUCCUUACCACUCAAGCCUCCUGAGAGGAACUCAAGGCGGUGGGACCAUGUACUUCCACAAGGUACUCCAGAGAGGAGUGAAGAGUCGGCUCAUCCUACUCAGAUCCCAGAGACUCCUGCUCCUGCAGAUUCGCAGCCGGUGAUACUUAACCUUCAAGACAUGGCCUCGCCUCGUUCUGGAAGUAAUGGAGGUAGUGCGACUCAUUCUCGGAAUUCUUCCUUGUCAGCCUUACAAGCCGCCAGUGGUGCCAAGCGAAUUCACAAAGAAGACAACCAUAAAGACGAGCUAUCUGAAUACAUCGAGAUAAUGGCCGAGUAUAAGGACCUCCCAUUAGACGCAGAUGAUGAAGACGCUCAAACCGUCACAGACAUUGGAGAUAUGGAAUCAGAAGAUCAACGUCUGUCAGGCUCAGAAGACGAGGUUACCAGGAUGCGCAAGUCGAAAAGGAAGACGAGAUCAAGGGGAAAAUAUAUUGCAUUCGAGGAUCGGUUUUCAUGCAACUCAGCUGGGGCAAAAGACGCUAAAGCGGGGAAUCCUAAUGCCCGCACAAUCGAGGUCCUACAAAAGAUGGCCGAUUACUACAAUCGUAUCAACGACCACUGGCGAUCAACUGCAUACAGAAAAGUCAUCAGCACGCUGAAGCGCCAAGAGACCAAGAUCACGUCUGCUGAAGAGGCGCAACAGCUACCUAACGUAGGACCUCGCCUGGCGCAAAAGAUUGAGGAAAUUGUUACAACCGAUAGGCUACAGCGACUUGAGUAUGCCCAAAAGGAGCCAAUGGACGAAGCACUCCAACUAUUUCUGGGCAUCUACAGUGUUGGAAACAGCCAGGCUCAACGGUGGCUGGCACAGGGGUUCCGAACGCUCGAAGACUUGAAAGCCAACGCUAAACGAUCGCCAAACCAGUCGUUAGGAAUUGACCAUUAUGAUGACCUCAAUACUAGAAUCCCUCGGCAUGAGGUCGAGGCUCUAGGCAUUGUUGUAAAGAGAGCCGCGCAACGUAUCGAUCCAGAGGUGGAGCUCAUCAUUGGAGGCAGUUACCGAAGAGGAGCAAAAACAUCUGGAGACAUUGACUUCAUUAUCACAAAGUCAAAUACAAAGUCCUCAGCUGAUCUACGGCCUUUCCUCGACAGCCUCGUUCAGCGUCUCGAGACUGAAGGAUUCCUCGUGGCACGACUAGCAUCAUCUCGGUCUGCUAGCGAUGGGAGUAAGUGGCAUGGCUGCUGCGUGCUCCCCAGGAUCAACGGCUUUAGCGACGAUGACUAUAAACCUGUCUGGCGGCGCAUCGAUUUCUUGCUUGUGCCCGAAUCCGAAAGAGGUGCCGCUUUGCUGUACUUCACUGGCAAUGAUAUCUUCAACCGCAGCAUGCGCCUGUUGGCUUCCAAGAAAGGAAUGAGAUUGAACCAGCGCGGUCUAUACAAGGAUGUCAUGCGAGGUCCGCAGAGGGUCAAGAUCACAGAUGGAGAGCUGAUCGAGGGGCGAGACGAACAAAGAAUCUUUGAUAUUCUUGGGGUCAAAUGGAGAGAACCUCAAGAACGAUGGUGUUAA
Molecule: messenger RNA, 2439 nt
Organism: Fusarium poae
Lineage: Eukaryota; Fungi; Ascomycota; Sordariomycetes; Hypocreales; Nectriaceae
Exons: 1
Coding region: 1-2439 (812 amino acids)
Biological process (GO): double-strand break repair via nonhomologous end joining
Cellular component (GO): nucleus
Molecular function (GO): DNA-directed DNA polymerase activity; DNA binding
Source: RefSeq, a predicted model, not a curated record